This is a messenger RNA of Callithrix jacchus (white-tufted-ear marmoset), 2168 nucleotides long. The record is from RefSeq and is a predicted model, not a curated record. NCBI's taxonomy places the organism in Eukaryota, Metazoa, Chordata, Mammalia, Primates, Cebidae.
GUGGAGGAAGCCUGGCAGCCCCAACCCCUAUAAAUGCUGCUGUCUACCUUGCCCUCUGACUUGGAGGCAGAGACCCAUGCAGCUGAAGGCUCUGUGUGUGGGAGCAGCAGCUGGAGCUGGAGCCAUGUGGCUGAGCCCACUGGCCUUCACCCUUAUCUUGAUGGAAGCCUCUGGCACUGUGUGUGAAGUGAAGGAUGUUUGUGUUGGAAGCCCUGGUAUCCCCGGCAUUCCUGGAUCCCACGGUCUGCCAGGCAGGGAUGGAAGAGAUGGUGCCAAAGGAGACCCUGGCCCUCCAGGCCCCACGGGUCCCCCUGGAGAUAUGCCUGGUUCUCCUGGGAAUGAUGGGCUCCCUGGCAUCCCUGGAGAGUGUGGAGAGAAGGGAGAGCCUGGUGAGAGGGGCCCUCCAGGGCUUCCAGCUCAUCUGGACAAGGAGCUCCAAGCCACACUCCAGGACUUCAGACACCAAAUCCUGCAGACAAGGGGAGCCCUCAGUCUGCAGGGUUCCAUACUGGCAGUGGGAGAGAAGGUCUUUGCCACCAAUGGGCAGUCUGUCACUUUUGAUGCCACUCAAGAGGCAUGCGCCAGAGCAGGUGGCAGCAUUGCUGUCCCAAGGAGUCCAGAGGAAAAUGAGGCCAUUGCAAGCUUCGUAAAGAAGCACAACACAUAUGCCUACGUGGGCCUGACUGAGGGUCCUAGCCCUGGAGACUUCCGCUACUCAGACGGGACCCCUGUAAACUACACCAACUGGUAUCCAGGGCAGCCCGCGGGUCAGGGAAAAGAGACAUGCGUGGAGAUGUACACAGAUGGGCAGUGGAAUGACAAGAGCUGCCUGCACUACCGACUGACCAUCUGUGAGUUCUGAGAGGCGUUUAGGCCACGGGACAGGGAGGACCCUGUUCUGGCCAUCAGCCUCCAUCCCAACUCUUCACUUGUUGUGUGAGAUGCUGGAACUCCCUUUCAAUAGAAUUUACUUGUGGCCAUUAAGUCUGGAGGCAUCCGUAGCCACUUCAUUCCCCUGAUGGGACCUGACUCUUCCCCAUAAUCACUGACCAGCCUUGACACUCCCCUUGCAAACCCUCCCAGCCCUGUACCCCAGGCGACUCCUAACCUUGGCCUUCAGCAUGAGAUGGAACCUUGCUCAUUCCCCAUCUGGUCUAGCUCCUUCACUUACAGAUGGCAGCAGUGAGGUCUUGGGGUAGAAGGACCCUCUGAAGUCACACAGUGUGCCUGCCUCCUGGUCCCCUCUGCUCUCCCUCUGCAGCUCACUGCCUGCCCAGUGCCAUCACGAUGAGCAUUCCUGGCCAAGCAUAAUGACAGAGAGAGGCGGACUUCAGGGAAGCCCUGGCUGUGUGGAGCUGAGGACACAGUGGAGAUUCUCUGGCACUCUGAGGUCUCUGUGGCAGACCUGAUCAGGCUCUCCAUGAGGUCAGAGGGCCCAGGGGUGCCCCAGAACAGUGGUGGCCAAGCCAACCCCAUGAUGGACAUGUACAAUUCAUUCCUUUGAGUCUUUGAAUGCCAACUCAACCACCUGACCUGAAGACAGCCAGCCUAGGCCUCUAGGGAAGAGCCCGCUCCCAAGUAAGUUUCAACUGAUGGAUGAAUCUGAACCCCACAUCAGACUUCAGGGAGCAUUCACACCACCCCCACACCACUGGCUCUGCUUUCUCUUUUCAUUAAUCCAUUUAUCCAGAUAUUUCAUUAAAGUCAUUAUGUGCCAGGUCUUAGGAUAUGUCCUGGGGUGGGCAAGGUACCCAGAAGCGAUUGAGGAUUUUUUUUCCCUGAGCCUAUAUCUUCAUCUGUGAAAUGGGCAUAAAAUACUUGAUGUUGUCACAGUUAUUACCCCUCCCAGCUACAAAAGUUACUACACAUAGAGGCUAUUGACCAAGCACAUACCAGGUGGCAAGCAUUUUGACAAGCACUUUUAAUACAGCUUAUUAUUUACUAUUCAAUCUUCACACAAUGUCACGGGACCAGUAGUUUUCCCCAUUUUUAUAAGGCCACUGAAGCUUAGAGCAGUUAAAUGUUUUGAGUGUUAUUUCAGACAGCAAAAGGCAGAGGCUGAAUCCAAACCUAUCUUCCUGAAUCUGAAGCUCGUGCUACCAGCCACCCCACCCCUGAGCUGAACAAAGAUGAUUUAAGCAUAAUAAAUCAUGAAUGUGUUCACAUGA